AUGGUUGAGGUAAAAUUAAAAUGUAUAAAUGGAUUGCCUGAUAUAGCCGGUGUUAUCAUUAAAGAAGAGACUUCGGGAGAACAAUUAUAUGAUAUGUUGGUGACCAGUCUCCCGUCAACGAUUCAAGACACUGCAAGAAUUUAUUUUGGUAAAAACGAUAUUCGAGUGUAUGAAUCCUUGAAACAGAUAGAUUGUCACAAAUUAAUCAGGUUGAAUCUACGAAUACCGCUAAGGGGAGGGAAAGGAGGGUUUGUCCAGCAGUUGAAAGCACAAGGCAACAAGAUCGCUAAAGACAGAUCCAGCAACCAAGAAAUAAGAAAUAACUAUAGAACUUUGGAAGGUGGAAGAACGGUAAAAGAGGUGGAGAAGUCAAAAAGAUUGCUGGAAUAUUUUGCGAAACAACCAGAAACAAAGAAGAAAGAACUGGAAGAAAAGAGAUCAAAGUUGAAAGCUAUUAUUAAUACGGAUCCUUUGAAGAAUGUGAAAUUUCAAGAUUCCAAGUAUUUGGAAAAUAGCGAAGAGCUAUUGGAAGAAAUAAAAGGCUCGAUGGAAAUUGCAAUGAAUGAAAGUGAAGAAGAAGAGGUUGAUGUUGAUGUUGAGGUUGAAAAAAUUGAAACAAAAGAAGACUUCAGAAAGGAAGGAAACCUGCCCCCGACUAUAAUGUUUGCGGCUUUCUUUGAAGAGGAGGAAAGUGAUGAAGGUGAAAGUGAGGAUACUGAACAUGAAUCAAAAGAGGAAGAGCUUCUUGCUGUGAAAGAAGGGAAACAGAAACUCUGA
Molecule: messenger RNA, 777 nt
Organism: Saccharomycopsis crataegensis
Lineage: Eukaryota; Fungi; Ascomycota; Saccharomycetes; Ascoideales; Saccharomycopsidaceae
Exons: 1
Coding region: 1-777 (258 amino acids)
Cellular component (GO): nucleus
Source: RefSeq, a predicted model, not a curated record